This is a messenger RNA of Hirundo rustica (Barn swallow), 3190 nucleotides long. RefSeq names its product FosB proto-oncogene, AP-1 transcription factor subunit (gene FOSB). The coding region runs from base 656 to 1570 and encodes 304 amino acids. The record is from RefSeq and is a predicted model, not a curated record. Gene Ontology annotation, molecular function: DNA-binding transcription factor activity, RNA polymerase II-specific; RNA polymerase II cis-regulatory region sequence-specific DNA binding. Lineage: Eukaryota; Metazoa; Chordata; Aves; Passeriformes; Hirundinidae. Gene Ontology annotation, biological process: regulation of transcription by RNA polymerase II. The transcript has 4 exons. Gene Ontology annotation, cellular component: nucleus.
CCGGGGGAGCGGCGGGAGCGUCGGCCGGGGGGCUCGGAGCGGGACCGUGCCGGAGCCUGGGAAGGGAUUUACCGGAGCCGGCGGCGGCCGAGCGGAACUUUGUGUCGGGGAUCUUGGCACGGACGGACGUAGCGGGGCCGGUAGCGGGAGAGCCACCGGGGGCUUGGCACCGGACAACUUUGGAGCCCGGGACGGGCGCGGCGGGACUUUGCACCGAGCGACCGGAGACCGGCACGGAUGUACCGGGACGCGUAGGGGAGCGGCGGGGCUUUGGAGCGGCGCACCGGAGCUCGGGACCGAUGUACCGGAGCUUAUAGCUCGGGACCCGGAGCCCGGGACGGGGCACGGCGGCGUCCGGCACCGGCCGGCCGAGGCUCGCGGAAGCGCACCGGAGCCUGCCACGGAUUUACCGGAGCUCGCAGCGCUUCACCGGGACGUUUCACCGGCGCGCCGGAGCCCGGCACGGACUCACCGGCGUCUCUAACAUCGCACCGCGGCUCGAACCGAGAGACCGGAGCCCCGGAGCGGAUAACCGGGGAGCUCGCCGCGCGCAACCGGGGCUCCCCGCAGCACCCUCCGCCUCGCUCCGCCAUGCCGGUGGCGGCGUGACCCCGCAGCCUUGUCGCGGCGGGGCGGCCCCCGCGCCCCCGGGGCCAUGUUCCAGGGCUUCCCCGGGGACUACGACUCCGGGUCGCGCUGCAGCUCGUCGCCCUCGGCCGAGUCCCAGUACCUGUCGCCGCUCGACUCCUUCGGGAGCCCCGCGGCCGCCGGGGCCGCGCAGGAGUGCAGCGCCCUGGGGGACAUGCCCGGCUCCUUCGUGCCCACGGUGACGGCCAUCACCACCAGCCAGGACCUGCAGUGGCUGGUGCAGCCCACGCUCAUCUCCUCGGUGGCCCCGGGGGCUCCCAUGGCUCAGCCGCCCCCCCUGGACCCCUACGACCUCCCCGGACCCAGUUACUCCACCCCCGGCCUGGGCGCCUUCGCGGGACCCCCGGGCCCGGCCCCGGCCCGAGCCCCCCGCGCCCGGCCCCGGCGCAGCCGCGAGGAGACGCUGACGCCCGAGGAAGAGGAGAAGCGGCGCGUGCGGCGGGAGAGGAACAAACUGGCGGCGGCCAAAUGUCGCAACCGGCGCCGGGAGCUGACGGACCGGCUGCAGGCGGAGACGGACCAGCUGGAGGAGGAGAAGGCGGAGCUGGAGUCGGAGAUCGCCGAGCUGCGCAAGGAGAAGGAGCGCCUGGAGUUCGUGCUGGUGGCCCACGCGCCCGCCUGCAAGGUCCCCUUCGAGGACAUCGGCGACAUCGGCGCCCUGGGCGCCGGCCCCGCCGAGGUGAGCAGCCCGGGCAAGGCGGGGACCGUCGCUUUCCUGCCCCCGGCGCCGUUCCAGGGCCCGCAGGGUCCCUUCCCCGGCUGCUGCCUCCCGCCCGGGGUCCCCGCGGGACCCCCUAACGCCACCCCCGCGUUUGUGUUCACCCACCCAGAGGGAGCCACCUGCGGAGCCUCGCACCAGCGGAGCAGCAGCAGCGACCAGUCCUCGGACUCCUUGAAUUCUCCCUCGCUCCUCGCGUUGUGAAACCCCACCCGCCCCCCGGCCCAGUUCUGUCCCCUCCUCGCCCGCACCCACCCCCCCAAAAAAACCAAAAAAACCCCCAAAAUCCGCCAAACCGGGCGCGCCUCCUCCCUGCCGCCGCCGCGCCUCGGGGCUGGGCUUGGCCCGCUCCGAUUGUUGGGGUCUUUUUUGGGUUGUUUUUUGGGGUUUUUUUGUGCUCACCCCUCCCGGUUCUGGAGCGGUGUUGUGGAGUUUUUUGGGGUUUUGGGCGGGUUUUUUUUUGGGAGGGUUUUGGCGCCUGGAGGUGGUGGCCGUGAUGAGGCUCCAGCGUUCCCGUGGUUGUUGGGAGGCGUCUGCUCCCGGUCCCCGUCACCUCUGGGGUUUGUCCAGGAUCUCUGUCCCCCUGGAGGUGUCCCUGUCACCGCAGAGGUGACUGUCCCUCAUUUCAGGGGGAUCACCCAGGAUGUCUGUCCCCCUGGAGGUGUCCCUGUCACCCCAGAGGUGUCAUUCCUUAUUUCAUGGGGAUCACCCCGGAUCUCCAUCCCUCUGGAGAUGUCCCUGUCACUUCAGAGGUGACUGUCCCUCAUUUUUUGGGGAUCACCCAGGAUCUCCAUCCCUCUCGAGAUGUCCCUCACACCCCAGAGAAACCUCUCGAGGUGUCCUUGUCACCUCAGAGGUGACUGUCGCUCAUUUUUGGGGAUCACCCAGGAUCCCCGUCCCUCUGGAGAUGUCCCUGUCACCCCAGAGGUGACCGUCCCUCAUUUUUUGGGGAUCACCCAGGAUCCCCGUCCCUCUGGAGAUGUCCCUGUCACCCCAGAGGUGACCGUCCCUCAUUUUUGGGGAUCUCCCCGGAUCCCCGUCCCUCUGGAGAUGUCCCUGUCCUGCUCCCACUGCCCACAGAGACCUCUCGAGGUGUCCCUGUCACCCCAGAGGUGACCCUCCCUCCUUUUUGGGGAUCUCCCCGGAUCCCCGUCCCUCUCGGGGUGUCCCUGUCACCCCCGAGAUGUCCCUCCCUCAUUCCUCGGGGUUCCUCCGACGUCUCCCACCCCUCCGGAGAUGUCCCUGCCCCACCUCCGCCUCCCUGGGGGCGGAUUUUUGUCCCCUCCUUUUGUCACCUCCCGAGGUCCCCGCCGCCCCCCGGGGCUCCGGGCAGCGUCCGCGUCCCUUCGGCGACGUCCCUGUGCCAUUCCCAGCGCCCGGAGAAGUUCUCCGCGGUGUCCCCGUCGCCUCAGGGGUGACUGUCCCCUCGCCCCGCCGCGUCUCCGUCCCUUGGGAGAUGUCCCAGCCUGGCCCUGGUGGCACCUGCGACACCCGAGGUGUCCCCAAUUCCCCCCGCUGAAGGUCCCGCUUCCCCCACCGGGGUCCCGGCGCCACCGCCGCGUCCCCCGGCCAGGUCCCCGCCUCAUUUCCGUCCCGCUGGAGAUGUCCCCUUGAGGGGCUCCGCGGGCCACCUCCGCCCCUGCUCCGGGUGUCACCUCCGCGUCCCCCUCGGGGGGGUCCCCGCGCCUCCGGGUGACCCCCUCCGGGUCACCUGCCCCCCUUUUUCGGGGCCGCCCCUCCGUCACCUCCGGGACCCCCUCCAGGUGACCCCCUCCUCCAGGUGACACCUCCAGGUGCGCUCCUGUCCUGCUCGUCCCCUCUUGU